GUUGUGAGCUAUCAUGUGGAUGCUGGGAUUUGAACUAAGGACCUCUGGAAGAGCAGUUAUUGCUCUUAACCACUGAGCCAUCUCUUCAGCCUUGUUUAUUUUUUUGUUCCUAUUGCUACAUUUUUAUUUUUGAAGUACAGUCAGUGUCUAUGCCCUCUUGGAACCAGCAUACUUCAUUCCAAAGUACCUAGGAGGGGCAGCACUUGACAGAGAGCACAUGGCACUCCUCACUUGCCUGCACCUGGGUGGAGCCAGAGCCCAGGGCUACAUAUUUUAGUCCUUGCACCAGCAGCCUCCAGAGCUGUAGUUGUCUUUUCCUAGCUGUGAUGGGCUUUGAGUUCUGGAUGCUGGCGUUGUGUGCCCUGCUGCUGCUAGUCUUGGGGCUGCUGAGCUUCCUGUGGCUGGAUAGUGACCUGACACUGCUGCGGGCUGCUUGGAUGGGCCAGUGUCCUGAACAGGCACUGGCUGACAAGGUGGUGUGGAUUACUGGAGCAUCAAGCGGCAUUGGUGAGGAGCUGGCUUUCCAGUUAUCUAAACUGGGGGUCUGUCUGGUGCUGUCAGCCCGAAGGGGGCAGGAGCUGGAGCGGGUGAAGAGAAGAUGCCUGGAGAAUGGCAACCUAAAAGAAAAAGACAUACUGGUUUUGCCCCUUGACCUGGCUGACACCAGUUCCCAUGACAUUGCUACCAAAACCGUUCUCCAGGAGUUUGGGAGAAUUGACAUUCUGGUCAACAAUGGUGGAAUAGUCCAUGCUUCCCUUUUUGAAAAUACCAACCUGGAUGUCUUCAAGGUGCUGAUAGAGGUGAACUACUUUGGGACAGUGUCAUUGACCAAGUGUGUUCUACCUCAUAUGAUGGAGAGAAAGCAAGGAAAGAUUGUGGUCAUGAAUAGCCUUGUGGGAAUUGUACCCAACCCUCUUUGCAGUGGGUACAUUGCUAGCAAAUUUGCUCUUCGGGGAAUGAAGAUGCAUCUCCACUGCUACCAGGGAUCCUCUGGUUUUGUUGGUGCACUUCGAACUGAACUUUUUGACUAUCCAGGUAUAAGGUUGUCUACGAUUUGCCCAGGACAUGUACAUUCAAAUAUUUUCCAGAAUUUUAUAACUGGAGAGUUCACUAAGACCAGACUGCCUGAAAUCCCGCUAUUCAUGAUGGAAACAAGCCGUUGUGUGCAGCUAAUCCUUGUCUCCCUGGCCAAUGAUCUGGAGGAAGUCUGGAUAGCUAAUCAGCCUGUCUUGCUUCGGGCAUAUGUGUGGCAGUAUGUGCCAUUCCGGGACUGGAUACUUCAAGGAUGCUAUGGAAAAUAUAUAUCGAAAGCUCUAGGUAUAACAUGGUAUGUGUGACUCACUUGUUUCCAGUAGUUUAUGUGCAUCUUGCAUGCAAAUAUCAAGUCUUCAAAUGCUUUAGGGUCGUUUUUGCUAACUUCCAGACCCAGCUCACAAUAUGAAAAUACAUAAAAAUGGACUGACCCUGGACUCUGACCUCAUAGGUAGCAAUGAAUAUUCUAGUAAGAUCACCAGUGGAAGGGGAAGCCCUUGGUCCUGCUAAGACUGAACCCCCAGUGAACGUGAUUGUUGGGGGGAGGGCGGCAGUGGGGGGAGGAUGGGGAGAGAAACACCCAUAAAAAAGGGGAGGGGGAGGGAUUAGGGGGAUGUUUGCCCGGAAACCGGGAAAGGGAAUAACACUCGAAAUGUAAAUAAGAAACAUUCAAGUUAAUAAAAAAAAAGGGGGGGGGGACAACAAUAUCCUUGGCAGGAAAUAGGGAGGCAAAGUUUAGAACAGAGGCAGCAGGAACACCCAUUCAGAGCCUGCCCAACAUGUGGCCCAUACAUAUACAGUCACCCAAUUAGACAAGAUGGAUGAAGUAAAGAAGUGCAGGCUGACAGGAACCGGAUGUAGAUCUCUCCUGAGAGACACAGCCAGAAUACAGCAAAUACAGAGGCGAAUGCCAGCAGCAAACCACUGAACUGAGAACGGGACCCCCGUUGAAGGAAUCAGAGAAAGGACUGGAAGAGCUUGAAGGGGCUCGAGACCCCAUAUGAACAACAAUGCCAAGCAACCAGAGCUUCCAGGGACUAAGCCACUACCUAAAGACUAUACAUGGACUGACCCUGGACUCUGACCUCAUAGGUAGCAAUGAAUAUCCUAGUAAGAGCACCAGUGGAAGGGGAAGCCCUGGGUCCUGCCAAGGCUAGACCUCCAGUGAACGUGAUUGUUGGGGGGAGGACGGCAAUGGGGGGAGGCUGGGGAAGGGAAGCCCAUAUAGAAGGGAGGGUUAGGGGGAUGUUGGCCCAGAAACCGGGAAGGGAAAUAACACUCGAAAUGUAUAUAAGAAAUACUCAAGUUAAUAAAGAUAAAAAAAUACAUAAAAAAUACCAAAAAUACAUAAGCAGUAUCAUAUCAUUCCACGUAACUGACAAUUUCCCAUCAACUGUCACUGGACUAGGUGUUCUGGGAGGUUCACAUGGCAAGCAUUGCUUUCUUCUAUACUUAGUGACUGAGAGAGUAAGUUUCAGGAAACUCUCUCUCUGCUCCUUCCCAUCAUGUCCUACCUGGCCUUCCAUCUCAGCUCAGGAGUCACUUCCGUGAAGGGACACUUUCCCUCCUUUCUACUUCUCCUAGGGACAGGAGCUCCUCAGCCCUUGAUUGUUCAACCUCCAGAACAACCCACUACACUAAGACAAUGCACGCAUGCACAUAGGCACGCAUGCAUGCACACUUACUGUGCAGUCCUUAUUUCUUCUGUCUGGCCCUAAAGCACUCUGCUCAACUCAGAUAUGAAGGGAACAAGACUGCUUACUACAACGCUGAGUGGGGAAUACUACCUGUUUCUAAAUAAAAAAGUUUCAUGGGUUCAUAUCACAGCAAAUGUAAGGAGUUAUUAUGGCAUCCAUGCAGCUACGGUACCAAGAACUGGGUGGGCAUAGGCCUGGGAGGUUUAAGAAAAAACACAUACUCGGCUCAUUUGUGUAAGAGAAUGCCAAAGCUUUACUGAGGUUCACAGAAUAUAUACCCCCAAGUCCCCUGAGUGGAAGCACAAUGGAAAAAUAAGUUUACAUUCUCAGCAGGAAGACAGAAACCAGAACCAAGAGCUGACAUCAAAGAUGUAGGCUCCCAGGUGCCAAACAGAAAGGUCAGGAUGUUCCUUUGUUAGGAACAAAAGGCUUCCACAUGCAGCAGCAAGGCUCAGCAGAGGACAACCACUUGAGGGGGCCCAGGGGAGUCCUACAGCAUUCUAGUUCAAUGUCUUGGCCCUGUGGGAUGGUUGAGCAGACUUCAUGGAAAGCAGCCUGAGUUUUGAAUAAAGCUUAAAAUCUCUUAUCACAGGUGUAAGGCUAUUGCUGGGUAUUGUUUUCAUUGCUGAAGUUGUUCCCUCUGUAUACUUUGUGAUGAACAUUUUCUGAGAUUUAUUUUUACUUAUGUAUUUGUAUUUUUUAUGUGUAUGUAUCUGUUACCUCUCUGUGGGUGCCUGUGAAGGACAGAAGACUCUCAGGAUGCCUGCAGAUGGUUGUGAGUCUCCUGAUGUAGUUGUUAGGAUCCAAACUCAGGUCUUCUGGAAGAACUGCAAGUGUUUAAAGAGUUAGGCUAUCUCUCCAGCACAUGCUACAACCACUAAAAUCCAUAGUUGCUUUAUUUCUGGGUAUGGUGGCAUAUCCAGUUAAUCCCAACACUUGAGGCACAGGCAGUGACACAUGGAUCCCUAUGAAUUUGAGACUGGCCUGUUCUACAGUGAGUUUUGAGUUCCAGGAUAGCCAGGGAUACACAAUAAAGAAACCAUGUCUUAAAAACAAACAAACAAACAAACAGCUAACUCAAACCAAGCAAACAGGCAAACAACAACAAAGCUGGAUAAAUAAAAAUCACUAUAUAAGAGGACCAUAAUAUAGAUUCUGUAAUCUACCAGUAAUUAAGCAGUCUGCCCUAAUUUUUAGAUACCUAAUUACUUUUAUCCUUCUAUGUUGAAGUGAAAAUGAAUUGGGUAGGGAAAAUCCAAGAGUAAACUUUAAGAAAAUGCUUAAAGACAUUUAGAUUAUAAAACAUUUGCAUGCUAUCUUAAGAUGUAGAGUUUGAAAUACCAUGAAGAGGGCCUUUUGCUAUCUACCAGGUUUCAUUGCAUCCAGUCAUUUAUAAGCAUUCUAGUUCUGGAUCUUGGACAUGUGGGAUGGUUGAACAGACUUCAUGAAAAGCUUCCUGAGUUUUGAGUCAGGGGGAUGGCUUAGGAAGCUGCCUGCAGCUCAGUGACAGAGAAGCCCUGGGAAGGAACGAUUCUGUAGAAGCGACAGAUCAGUACCCUUGGUCAGAGCUGGGCUAUCUGGGUUCAAAUCCCCGGUACAAGGCCUACUUGUCCAUGGCCUUAAGCAGUUCACUAUUGGACUCACCAUAGGCGAUGAGGGUAAUAACAAAUCAUAGAGUUAUUAUGGGCAUUAAGUAAGAAUACAGGACAGAAGUACUUCCUAAACAGCCUAGAGUCUUAUCAGGGCUAUCAGGGCUGCUGAUAUUUUAUUCUCCAUUUCAAGCUGAGUUUGGUAGUAGCGAGUGUAGAUGACUGGGUUGUUUCCCUGUUGUGACACUUAUGAACAGUGAUGUGAAGGCAGAAAUGUGUUUUGCUCCUUCACACUGGUUUCAGUUCCUCUCAGGGUGUACCCUGGUAUUUGCCCUGGAGAUUUCAUCCUCUAAAGCUUUGUCUUCUUGCUGAACCUCCAUUAAGAAGUAGGUCUAAUGUAAGUCCUUGGAUGUACCACCUUGGGGUGGGUGGGUGGGAGGUAAUGGACUUCUCACAGGACUCUGGGAGUUCUAGAGCAAGUAAGUCCAUUGACCAGCCUAACUUGGUAUCCAUCUCAAGGGGAGGCUCCAACGCCUGACACUAUUACCAGUGCUAUGGUGUGCUUACUGAUAGGAGCGUAGCAUGGCUGUCUUCUGAGAGGCCUAACAAACAGCUGACUUAGACUUACACUCAACUAGUGGACAGAAGUUGGGAACCACUGUGGUUUCGAAAGAAAUUUGACCUCUAAGUCAGGACCCUCCUGCUAUAGUUUCCUGAGUGUUGGGAUUUUAGGCAUCUGAUCCUCUAUUGUCCUUCAUUUUAAUCUUUGAUUUAACUUUCUCAAGAUGAAAUAAAUAAAAAGUAAAAUAUUGCCAUGAAUAUUGAAAAAAUGGAUAAUUAUACUACAUAAUUGAAUAAAAUAACAUUUA
Molecule: messenger RNA, 5187 nt
Organism: Rattus norvegicus (Norway rat)
Lineage: Eukaryota; Metazoa; Chordata; Mammalia; Rodentia; Muridae
Product: dehydrogenase/reductase SDR family member 7-like
Source: RefSeq, a predicted model, not a curated record